CCUUAUGAAUAGGAUGGCAACCUCUACCACCAAGUUAGAGAAAUGGCAACAUAGAAUCAUGCCCAUGCCUAUGAGAAGGUUAGAUAAAGAGGUCUAUAUGAGUGGUCAAUGGAUUACAACUUGGUCCAUAGAUGAAGAAUUUCAAGUUGCACAUCAAUUUAAUGGUCAACAGUUUAAAGUUGAUAUUGCCAAAAAAACUUGUAGUUGUAAUUUUUGGGAAUUGAUUGGGAUUCCAUGUAGACAUGCUGUUGCUGCACUAGGUUAUAGGAAACAAAACCCUUCAGACUUUGUAGAUCACUAUUAUACAAAGGAAAAAUAUGCACUUUGUUAUGGUUUUGGUGUGAGUACUAUAAAUGGUAUGGACAUGUGGCCUGAACCUGAAAAUGCUGAAGAGCGACCAGAAAUUUUGCCACCUAUUUACAAAACUGGUCCAGGUAGGCCAAAGAAGGUGAGAAUUAGAGAAUUUGAUGAGGAUGGUGUUAGGAAGAGGAAAAGAGGUGUAAAAUAUAGAUGUACCACAUGUAAUAGUUUUAAGCACAAUGCAGCAACAUGUAAAAGCAAGACUCAAGACCCAGAAGCAAUGAACAGAAAGAGAAAACAACCAAGAGGCAAAGAUAAUACAAACAGUGAAUCCAAGCAAGACAAUGCAAACACUGAAAUUGUUGAACCAAUUGCAACCACUGAAGUUGUGAUUGAUGCUAGUCAGAGUCAAGUUGAAGCUGUCAUUGAUGCUAGUCAGAGUUUUUUUGAUGAAAUACCUGAUGAAGUUAUGGCAACAGUUCCUGAAAUCAAUCAUGAUGAUAUUCCAAAGAAGGCCAAAGCUGUGAAGGACAAUGCAGUAAAGGAUAAGCCAGUCAAGGACAAGGCCAAAACUGUCAAGAAAAAAACUACAAUGGUUGAACCUGAGAAAAGAAGACAAAGUGAAAGGCAGAAGGCUAAUUGGGUUAAAAAACCAACUAUAGGUCCUGGGAAAUGAAUCAAAGCUUGAAACCUGUUUUAGAGCUAUGAAGUCUUGGAACAAAAUUUCAAAGUAGUUAUGAUGUUAAUUAGUAAUGACUUAUGUUUUUCAUUAUGUAAUCAGUGAUGCACUUUAUGUGCCAUUUUGGAAUGACUGAUGCACCUCUUUUGAAAUCAUGUAAUGAAUUUUGCACUAUAUAUGCUCUUUUUGGAAUCAUGUAAUGAUAUUAUGCACUAUAUUAUGAAAUUCUUAUGUGCUAUUUUGCACUAAA
Molecule: messenger RNA, 1229 nt
Organism: Trifolium pratense (red clover)
Lineage: Eukaryota; Viridiplantae; Streptophyta; Magnoliopsida; Fabales; Fabaceae
Exons: 2
Coding region: 5-976 (323 amino acids)
Molecular function (GO): zinc ion binding
Source: RefSeq, a predicted model, not a curated record